AGCUGGAGGAGAGAAAAGGAGGAGAUACUUACAGUGGCGCCGGCGGCCUGGGGUUGCGAAUGGGAGGUCGGACGACGAGUAGCGGCAGUAGCAGCGGCGAAGAAGAAGGAGAUGCAGAGUGGAAAGCAGCCAUUGCAUCAAUAGCUGCCACCACUCCUUUUGCCACUAAUGGCUUCAACAAUUCCUCCUCCGGUGGCUCUGCAACAAAGACAUCAAGCAAACCUUUUUCCCAUUCUUCUCCAGGUGCACAAGACGAUGGAGAGCAGCAGCAUCAACCCCAAAAGCUCAAGAGCUACCAAAUCAAGGCACAAAAGAUUUUGAAUGGCAUGUUAGAGAAGAGCUUAGAGUUUGUAAGAGAUACCAAUAAGUUCCCAGAAAGUGACCCCAGGGAAAAAGAUAAUGGAGUUCAAUUAUUUAAAAAUUCACCUCAUGGAAUAGUUUUUGACCAUGUGGGUAACCAGCAGCUACCCAGAAAGAGACCAAAAAUCCUUCCUGAAAGAGGAAUUGAUGAGAAACCAAAGAAGGUUUGGCUGUAUAUUUGGAAAUAUUUUUGCUUGCAUUUAAUUCAUUUUCACUCUUCAUUGUUUUAUGUAUAUUCAGUUUUUUUCCCCAAAAUGCUUCAUGGUGGUAUGCAGUUUAGACAACGACUCAAAACUGUAGCUGUGGAUGGGAAUGAUAUUUUAGCUGCAGCGCAAGUUGCAAGCCAAAAAUCAUUAGCUAGGCUAGAAGCUAAAGAGGCAGCUGCAAAAGCAAAAGCCAAAAGAGAAGAAGAAAGAGUGGCUGAACUGAAGAAGAUCAGGGGUGAGAGGUGGCUUCCUGCAAUUGCAAAGGAGAUGCAGUUAAACAAAAGUUCUGGGAGACAACUAUAGACGAUUAUGCCCAGUGGUUUUGGAACAUUCAUUUUUACCUUGGGUUGAAACCGAUCCAAAGGCCAUCUGUUGCUGAAUCUAGAAUUGAGCCUAUUUUUGUGGUACAUUCCCAAUUAUUGUAUUAUUGAACCUCUUGAAAUGUUUUGAAAUACUAUAUUUUAGAUAGUGGCUAAAGCCAUGAUGCUUUUUUUUUUUUAUGAUUGAACAAUACCAAUAUGGAUUG
This is a messenger RNA of Rubroshorea leprosula, 1092 nucleotides long. The record is from the annotation of a GenBank genome assembly. NCBI's taxonomy places the organism in Eukaryota, Viridiplantae, Streptophyta, Magnoliopsida, Malvales, Dipterocarpaceae.